This is a messenger RNA of Neurospora crassa OR74A, 624 nucleotides long. RefSeq lists its product as hypothetical. Lineage: Eukaryota; Fungi; Ascomycota; Sordariomycetes; Sordariales; Sordariaceae. The transcript is spliced from 2 exons. The record is from RefSeq and is a predicted model, not a curated record. Bases 1 to 624 code for a protein of 207 amino acids.
AUGGUCUACGGUCGACUGCCGUUGCGUGAUAUCUUCCCCGCCCAUCAUGCGAUCAAACUGGAGAUACCAGAGCGGAUGGACAACGGGUUAUUCUCUUACCUGCUCGCCAGGCCGGCAACUGCUGGCAAAGUCUGUUUCGUGGAGCAUUGCUCCAUGUUGACCGCUUCACAGACAGACCGCCGGGUCACCGUGAAUUGGAAACCGUCGACCAUCGAACUUGGCGGCCGGUCUACAUGUGCGGACCGCAGCGAGGAACGGACCACAUGUGGAGGCUGUUCGGGCCGUAUCCCGGACCGCUCACUCCAUCUUUGCCAUGCUUCAGUCUUGAAGCGAUACUGGGCGAACCUCGAAGCCCGGGCGCUCAUGAACAGUCAUGGACUGGAUAUUUCAGCAUUCACAGCGAGGCACGUGAUUCAAUUUGGUCUCCAUGGAGUACCUUUGAAUGAUGAGCGGCUCACAUGUUCUGCUUACACCUUCCAUUCUCGCCCCGGUCACCCGACAUUACAGACUGGCCCCGGGGUCUUCCACCUUCCAAUCCGCGGCCCGUUGGUAACGGUCCGGGGCAGGCUUGUCCAUGGACACCGGUUGCCGCGAGGGUCCGCCAAGUACACCGUAGGUUUAUAG